This is a messenger RNA of Aspergillus niger, 4023 nucleotides long. RefSeq lists its product as uncharacterized. The record is from RefSeq and is a predicted model, not a curated record. Bases 1 to 4023 code for a protein of 1340 amino acids. Gene Ontology annotation, biological process: poly(A)+ mRNA export from nucleus; protein import into nucleus; transcription-dependent tethering of RNA polymerase II gene DNA at nuclear periphery. The transcript has 4 exons. Gene Ontology annotation, cellular component: nuclear pore outer ring. Gene Ontology annotation, molecular function: protein binding; structural constituent of nuclear pore. NCBI's taxonomy places the organism in Eukaryota, Fungi, Ascomycota, Eurotiomycetes, Eurotiales, Aspergillaceae.
AUGUUUGUACCUAAGGCGCUCUCAUCCGCAGCUUCUCAGCGCAACCCCCGGAGGCGUCAGCGUACGAACUCAGACGAAUCACCAAAACCUCCUAGUGCGAAAAGACAAAGAUCUAAUCUCCGUCAAAACGACUUGGUGCCAGCCUCUCAAAUUUUGAACAACAAUCAUGCCAAGCUCGAAUUCCAGGAACGCCAGCAGUCAACUUUAUCUAACGAAGGUGUCGCAAUUUCAGAAACUGCUCACAUCCACAGGAACAUUCCUAUAAGAGCUGUCAAAAGAUCCGAGAAGCGCGAAGAUGAAGCCGAAGGAACAGUGGUGCUCCUACCCACUCUGCCAGACCAGGUGCUUGGUUUACAAACAGGCGAACGUGCAGGGCCUUUUAGAGGUUCGUUUGGAACCAGUCAUGGAUAUGCUUUGGCUUUAACCAAAUCGCAUGCUAUUGUCUGGGCAUAUUCGAACACAGCUCCAUCGCCUUCUCCUGCAGAUGUUUUCACACUCACAAUACCCGAGUCCUGCAAAGAGCCCGGUAACACUGCCCCCCUUGGGUUGCUAUUGUCUACCGUUGCAGGCGGGGUUCCGGGGUUGAUGGUGGUCAUGCCAUAUACCGGAAAAAUAAUAUACUGGGAAACCAUAUCAAGCGCUGCAACCUUAGCUUUCUCCAGACAGAAGCAUUCUGGCAUCCAAGGCUGUGUCCCUGGCUUACUCUCAGGCGAGCAUGCUACAGACGUGAUAAAUAGCGAGCCUUCUGGUGUCGUUGUUUUAUUUUCUACUGGAAGGGUUGCUCAUAUAACCACCAGAGAUAGUCAAGGAAAACCAGCAGUUACUGUUUCUUUCCUGAGAAGCCCGGCAGGUGGCGGUAGACCCGGAUUAUUUGGAAGCUUGAGAAAUGCUCUUGGAGGUGGCUUUUACAGAAAAGACAUCGCUACAGUUCGAGCGGGCGAAUCCCAUCAGCGUGGGCAACGAGAUGUUGUAAUAGCUACGUCUCUAGGUCUCUUCGAAAUUUGGGAUACCCACUGGAACAACGGGAGCAUCCUCAAGCAUCAGUUUGAUGUAUAUGAUCUCUUGAGUGAAGCACUCGGACCUCUCAUCGUGGGUCAAGCCGACGAUUAUAGGUUGAAGGUCUUAGAUUUUGUCUUGGCCGACUGCAAAAGCACUAAUCCUCGUGAUGGGCCCCAUUCCUCGCUGGUAACAGCGGUUGUGGUUUCUGUCUCACAAUCCGCCCCCGGCAUCGUUCGGGACAUGUUUGUCGUCCAAAUGCGAUUUUCAGACGAUGUCCAAAUCUUAUCUACUAAUACGAUAGAUUUUCAUGGACUACGUACUCACCUCGACCUUCCGCGAGUAAGGCUGUUUGUACCAAGUCCCGGACAUACCGCUUUCAUUGUGGUUGGGCAGUCGAUUGUGUUGCUAUCGUUGGCCAUUCCGGAACAUCUUACUAUUGCUCAGGAAACGGUUCCCAUAACUCAGCAAGAGCGAGCGUUCAAGGAUAUUAUUCCUUUACGUUCUGGAGAGAGUUACGAAAUUUUAGGAAGCGGAUAUGAAAACCAGAAUGGUGAAGGCUCGUUGGCCGCAUGUCUACUGAUGGUUCGAGAUUUUGGAAUCAUUCGUAUCGCAGCUUUUCCGAGUGAAAGAACAAAGAGCAACGUUGAUGAUGGCCGUAUCACUGCGAAGCAUAAAAUUGAACAGGCUAUAUUCUAUGGCACAAUGACAAAAAACCCACUGAAUCUUACAGGUAAUGAUGGAAUAGGAUUUCCAAUCAAUGAGACGGAGGAUGCUGCAUUGGAAAUAUGCCAGGAAUUAAUGCGGUCUGCAUCGGAUUUCAUUCCAUCGACUGGGAUUUCCGUGGAUCAGAAUUUGAAACUGCGAGCGAAAGCACUCGACGACCUCGCCCUCUUGUUGACACAGCAGAAUGAGACUAUCCGCCGGGAAGUCUGGUGGCAGUUACUUUGGAGUGCGGAGAAACUGGCUGCUCAAAGAGCCAUGUGGAAGUUGGAAGACGAAGCCAGGAAAUGCGCGAGCAAAAAUUCAACACUGCUGGCGCACAUAAUUGGGUUAAUGAGCGAGAAGUUCAAAACGAAGAUAGAAGAGCAGACCGGUGAGUGCGACCCAGUGCGCCAUUGGUUUCUGUAUGAUACUUUUCAGAUGGAACAUAUCGUGCCGUGGGUCUUUCACGCCAUCAAGCCUCAAAAGGGGAGCUCUUCAAAACCAGGACGACGGAUGUCAGAGCAGCUACUCGAAGCUAGUGACUUGUCAUUAGCAGUUCUGGAGACAGCGUUUCGUUAUCGAGACGAGAAUUCAAGCCGGUACGGUAUUGGCGAUGGUUAUCUGGAGAACGGCAUAUUGACGGGUGACUACACUGGUCUUUCGGAGUUUUGGACUUCUCAGCGCUAUUGUUACAUUGAAUUUGGACAUCUGCUGGAUCUGGAGCUUGAUAGCUGCAGGGCUUGGAUCCAGAAAACAACGAUUGGUGUUGAGCUACCUGAAACUCAAACAGUGAGAAGGAUCGCCAGAAAUAGUUCCAGGCAGCUUCAGAUUCUGGGGCUCAUGCACUGUGAACGAGUCCGGUGGCUUUCGGCCCAAGAGAAUCAGAAACUUAUCGACGAAAGCAUUGCGACUAAACAAGCUCACAUCAAGCAACGGAAAUGGCAGCUAUUCAAGUUGGCCGGAAUAGGACACCUAGACGAUGCCAUUAUGCUUGCCGAACAGUUCCGAGACAUGGGAGCGCUCGUGGAACUCAUAAUCGAGCUUCAGGACCAAACCAAGAGCCUUGUGACGCAUCAAGAUUCGCCAAACAAAAAUGCAGGUGCCGACGAGAAUGCAUCUGAGCGACUCAGUCAAAAAAUCUCCUUUUACUUCGAAAAAUUCGGGGAAUCAUGGGCCGAUUCCUUCUUCUCCCGACAGAUCUCCAUGGGUCAAUCUGGGAUACUUUUUGCGAUGAAAAAGUUUCAGCCCUUCGUCACUCGGUUCUUGCGGAAACAUCCGGCUUAUCUGCGGCUGGGCUGGAUCAAUGAUGUGAUCGGCGAGAAUGACUAUGAGGGCGCUGCUCGGUCCUUGGAGAAGCUUGCCACGAAGCAUGAAUCAGAUAUAUGGAGUCAUCGUGUUGAGUUGUCUCUAGCAAAGCUUGCGAAUCUUGCUGUCUGGGAGGAGUCUCGAAUGCCAGAUAGUCUAGUCGUUCGCAGGAACGUCAGACGUUUGGAAGAUCUUGCGGAGGUUGAUGCUGUUCAAGAAGUCAUUUUCGCCUAUGUCUCGCCCGCGUUACACAGUGCAAUUGAUCAGAAAGCGGAGAUUGAUAUCGCGAUCGAACAAUUUCGCAACCCAGCAGCCGCGGAUAGGCCUUCCUUGCACGAGAUAUUUAGCGAGGCUCUGGCUAAGAUUGUCACUCGACAAGUCCUCGAUUCGGAUGAAUUAGUCGACCUGCUAACGCACAUAUACCUAUCCCAGGCCUCUGAGCAAGGUCAGGAUGAAAUCGUGGGGAAACAAUUUUACCUAGCUUUGAGGAUUAUCCGACUCUCUUACGAUCAGCGAGAUCCACAAUACCAUGCAGCACUGCAGAAAUUAGUAUGGAGAAGAUGCAUGAUAGAUAACAAUUGGGAAAGAAUGGAAGAGGCAGCUGAGGGAUUGGGAAUGGACACCGAAAGUUUCCUCUAUGCUACCACACUCUCACGUACCCUUUGUUGGUGCCUCAGGGACGGCCUUGAUGAAGACUCUAACUACCCUUCUAUAUACGUCCCUAACGGUCCACACGACGUGUUGCUAAGCGAGUCUGACGCUGAUCUUAUUACAACGCGUUUUCCACCUGAGCGGCGUGCCCGCAUCUCUCGUGAUCUUGCCAGGGAGAACGAAAUCUUACUUCAGCAGAUCGAAAAAGGAAAGCUUGAUUUUUGGUUCAAGAACCUUUUUGACUCAGCCAAGGCCACGCGUCAAGGGCCUUCUGGGCUUUCUGCCGACGAUGAUAAGAAUGGCACUGCGCAUAAUGAAACGCAACACGAUUUAUCAACCGAUAAGGCACAGCUGAGUUGGCUCUAG